Molecule: messenger RNA, 1550 nt
Organism: Sitodiplosis mosellana (orange wheat blossom midge)
Lineage: Eukaryota; Metazoa; Arthropoda; Insecta; Diptera; Cecidomyiidae
Product: cyclin-dependent kinase 1-like
Exons: 6
Coding region: 291-1187 (298 amino acids)
Biological process (GO): mitotic G2 DNA damage checkpoint signaling; G2/M transition of mitotic cell cycle; protein phosphorylation
Cellular component (GO): nucleus
Molecular function (GO): RNA polymerase II CTD heptapeptide repeat kinase activity; cyclin-dependent protein serine/threonine kinase activity; ATP binding
Source: RefSeq, a predicted model, not a curated record
UGUCAGUGCAUUUGUUGUCGUUCUCUUUGAAUUUUGCGAGGCAAAUUAACGGACGCGCUGUGUCAACGACACCUUUUCAUUUGCUAUUCCGAAUGUUGAAAAUAAUUCUUUUGUCUCGUUUCGCCCAAAUUAAUUCACAUUUCCGUUACACAUAUGCAGUUAUUCGAUUUAUCUGCAUCAGUUCAAAGGCAACAGCAGUGAGGUUAUACGAAAGUGUCGUAAAAUAUUGAGAAUUUUUCCUAAAAGCCAAUUCAUUGUUCGUCGGAAUAAUAGAGAAAAAUUGCACAAAAAUGGAAGAUUUUGUGAAAAUUGAAAAGAUCGGAGAAGGCACUUAUGGUGUUGUAUACAAAGGAAAGAACCGACAAACAGGUCAGAUCGUAGCAAUGAAAAAGAUUCGUCUAGAAGCGGACGAUGAAGGUAUCCCUUCAACAGCAAUUCGUGAAAUUUCGUUGCUGAAAGAGCUAAAACAUCCGAACAUUGUGAAAUUAGAAGACGUUUUGAUGGAAGAAAAUCGUCUUUAUCUGAUAUUCGAGUUUCUAUCAAUGGACUUGAAAAAGUACAUGGACACAUUGCCACAGGACAAACUCAUGAAGCCCGAGCUGGUGCGUAGCUACCUGUAUCAAAUCUCGGCGGCUAUGCUGUUCUGCCAUCAGCGCCGUAUUUUGCAUCGAGAUUUAAAACCACAAAAUUUGCUCAUCAAUCGUGAUGGCGUUAUUAAGAUUGCUGAUUUUGGUUUGGGCCGUGCAUUCGGUAUCCCAGUCCGAGUCUACACACAUGAAAUUGUGACCCUCUGGUAUCGAGCCCCCGAAAUUUUGCUCGGUUCACAGCGCUACUCAUGCCAUGUAGACAUUUGGUCAAUUGGCUGUAUAUUCGCGGAAAUGGCUACGCGCAAACCAUUAUUCCAAGGCGAUUCAGAAAUCGAUCAACUGUUCCGCAUGUUCAGAAUUUUGAAGACACCAACCGAAGAUAUUUGGCCCGGUGUGACAUCAUUGCCUGACUACAAGGAAUCAUUCCCAUGCUGGACGCAGAAGCAACUGCGCGAUCAAGUCAAAGUGAUUGAUAGUGCCGGCUAUGAUUUGCUAGACCAAAUGCUCACAUACAAUCCAGUGCAUCGCAUUUCAGCGAAACGAAUUCUCGAGCACAAAUUCUUUGAAGGAUUCGACAAACAACUGGUACCCACAAUGUAAAUCAACUCGACGGCUCACACGAUCAACUACGAUAAAAAAAGAAACACAUGAAAACAUUGGCACGAAAUAUCAAUUUAACGAGAAAAAAAACACUGCAGAAAAUGCAUCGUUCUAUUUAAUUUAGGAAACUUGGUCAAAACAAUUAAAAUCGGUUUUGUUACGUAUAAGUAGUAGGCGAUAAGCAAUGAAUUAAGUGAAAAAGAGAGCAGGAGCUAGAAUCCUUGACUAACAAUUUUCUAUACGGCAUGAAAAAAAGAAGACAUAUUCAUAGUACAUAGAUUGAAAACAGAGAAAUCAUGGGUCCAUCACAACAACACGAAAAUCUCCAGAUAAUAAAAACAAUAACAUUUCUUAUUCUUAUAA